Molecule: messenger RNA, 1076 nt
Organism: Gymnogyps californianus (California condor)
Lineage: Eukaryota; Metazoa; Chordata; Aves; Accipitriformes; Cathartidae
Gene: EVA1B
Product: eva-1 homolog B
Exons: 4
Coding region: 1-606 (201 amino acids)
Source: RefSeq, a predicted model, not a curated record
AUGCUAAACAGACCUUUCUCUCUCUUCCCUCUCUCCAGCCAAAGUGCAGCGGCCCUGUGUCCCCCCCUGUGUUCUGCAGAUGCCGAGCACGUGCCAUCCCUGGAGACGCUGAGCACGGCCGGGCGCAGGAUGGAGACCCGCAGGCGGGACAUGGAGCUGCUGAGCAACAGCAUGGCCGCAUACGCACACAUCCGAGCCAACCCCGAGAGCUUCGGGCUCUACUUCGUGCUGGGUGUCUGCUUCGGGCUGGUGCUGACCCUGUGCCUGCUGGUGCUGCGCCUCUCCUGCCGGUCCCCUACGCGCCCCCUGCCCCACCCACGGGACCUCAGCGAGGACGAGGAGGAGGAGGAUGAGGAGGAGGAUGAGGAAGAGGAGGACACCGUCGACCGCGCAGCGUCCGAGUCACUGCUGCCGGUGACCGAGAUCCCGCUGGACAGCCAUGGCCCCGGGGACGGGGCGCUGGCCGUCAACGUCUUCGCCUCGGCGGAGGAGCUGGAGCGGGCGCAGCGGCUGGAGGAGCGCGAGCGCAUCAUCCGUGAGAUCUGGCGCAACGGGCAGCCCGACAUCCUGGGCACCGGCACCCUGGGCCGUGUCCACUACUACUGAGUCCCGGCACGGGGGCAGCUGCCCCGGCACCAUGGCCGGCUCCCCCCAGUAGCUCAGCCGACACCGUGCCACCCCCAGGAGCUGCCUAGGACCCGGUCUGGGGCCAGGAGACAGGAGGACAGGGGGGCUGCUCACUGCCCCUGGGUUGGAGGAGCUGCCCUGGAGCAUCUCUGCACCGCUGCCAGCCGGACCCCGGUGCCAUGGGCACCCCCGGGGCCAGACUCACCCCCGCCGCUGUGGGACACGACGCACUUUGAGCCAUUGGUACGACUGCUGGCACCAGCCGAGCAGCCCCGGGACCCUGCGGGGACAAGGACAAGGACAGGGAAGACCUUGCCAGUCUUGGCCACGGGCGCUGGGCCCAUCGGCUCAGCGCUGGCACCGCAGGGAGGCCCAUCCCCAUGGGUCGCGGUCGGGCUGUACGUCCGUGUAAGCUGUGGGGUCCUGCCCCUGAAACAUGGUGCUGUUAU